AUGGGAAUAUUUGCACGAAUUCGUGGCUUCUUCGCUUCCUGUAUUCGUCCGUCAACAUCAAGCAGUUUAAAUAAUGAAGAAUAUAGCAGAUUACCGGGACCAAGCGUUGAUUCUUUACCAAGCAACUCUUCCAAACAGGCACCAUCAACAUCAACGGCUGGUUUAAACUAUGAUCAAGUCUCAAAUGAUUACACUUCAAACAGGGUGAGAAAACCUGUUUAUAAUAAAGCAAGCAUUUCACAGCAUGAAAGCAGUACAGCCACUACAGCAAGCCAACCUAACAUAAAACCACCUUAUUUCUUACAAACUUUCAUAUCUAGUCUCAAUUCAUCACAGAAAGGAAAACCGUGUUUUACACCAGUGAGUGAUGUUGUAUAUUUUAAUGAGUGGACUGCAUGCACAGCUAUAAUCUUGGAUGAAUCCUCUCACCGAUUAAGUCCCCAACACACAUUGGAACUAUCCAGUGAUUCUCAUGUUGAAUUCCGUGAUUGCAAGCUACAAGAUGGCUGCCUUCAGUUCAGUAUGAAAGCUUGUAAUGCAGAAACUAUUACAAUAUUUUUUCAUAUCCAAAAAUAUGCAGAUAGCUUCACACUUAGCAAGAAAAUCUGUGUUAGAUACGACCCUUGUUCAACUGUCCAAGCCGAAAUGACAAUCAAAAGAAUUAACGAAUCAUCAUCUGGAUCAAAUGAAUGUGUAUUUCAAGUGUCUAUUAUUGAUGUUUGGGGAGUUAUAGUCUCACAUGAAUCUUGUAAACUUGAAAUCCUUUCAUCAGGUGAAAAUGAGGUGAUUCAGAAGAAGCGAAUGCAUUCGGAAGCAGGACAUAUUGAUUUUGAAAUAACAUUGAGGGGAAAAGAACCUUGGUCGAAAGAUUUUGUUUUAAUUUUCAAUGGACAACCUAUCCCUAAUGCAGAGAAAAUUGAAGUAUUUGACAAGUUGAGAGGACUAUGUUGUAGAGCUUUGGAAGGCAAUGAGUAUGAAUCUAUUCCUGAUUUCAUAGAAUUUUAUGGCUCUCAUAUAUUUAUCCCUUUAUCAAUUGGAUAUGAUGAUGGAAAAUUUCUUCCUUACAAUGAAGAUAAUUGUGAGUUACUGCCAGGAACUUGCCAAAUUUUGUGUAGAAAUGCAAAAAGAGAUGAGAUACUGGGUUCUGGCUUUGCCCAUGUUAAUAAAAUUGCACAAGAUCUGCAACUUAGAGAGCCCCCAGACAUCCAUGAAAUUCAAGCUGAAAAUAUUGUUGUCAUAGACCUAUGCAAUGUCCACCCAAAUCGUUACAAUAUGUGUAAAGAAGUUGUUCAACAUCUUCUUCGUGGUUUAUAUUAUCGAAAGAAAGCUUCAGAAGCGGCUGCAGUUCGUAUGGAAUGGAAGAACAGAGUUGCCACCCUUAGUAAACUCUUAGGUGCUAGUCCAAGCAUGAGAGUUUGCAGGAAUUUUAGAGAUCACUUUGGCAAUCUAAUGAAUCGUUACAAUCGUGAAGCUUGUGAUGAACUGUUUACAUUUUUUAAUUUCCACCGAGAUGUAAGUGAGGUAGACCUUCAUGGUUUAUAUGUUGCAGAUGAGAAGAAGUUGGAGAUGCUGAGAUUGGAUUUAUUACGAGGAUUGGGAAAUGAUAAAGAGAUUAAGAAAAUAGUUCAACAGAGCAAGUUGGAGAGUUUUAAUGGUCAAGGUAAACAAGCAUUGACCAAUGAGUUGCUCAGUGGAACAUGUUCUGCUUAUAAAGUCAAAGAUUUCAUAAAAUGUUGUCGAGAUAGCGGCAUGAGUCAGAAAAAAUUGAAAGUCCUGGAAAAAGACUUGGUAAAACGAAGUGAACGUAGGAAAGAAGUGGAUGAAAUCAUUAAAACAUGCAGAGCUGAAGGUGAUGAAGCAAUUCGGAAAUUGAAAGUAAAAUUGGAGAAUUUUGAUCUUCCAAAAGCAAUCAAGAAUAGCACACCCUGGCUUGAGAUCAUAGUUGGAGCUGGUCGUCACAGUAGAAUAAAGAAUGAACAAAAUAUCCGACCAAAAGUGGAGAAACUUCUCAAAGAAAGAAAUCUUCAGUUUACUGCUGUGAACAAAGGAUCACUUGUAGUCACGUUUCAAACCUACAGUGGUCCUGAGCCUUGUUUUGGAGAAUAUUAUUGUAAGAAAUGCGACCGAUCUUGGAAAAGCAGUAAAAGUUAUGUUGGAAAGUAUCAGAAAUGUGCCCACUGCGAGGUGAAUUGUUGGCCAGUCAAACAACGAGAAAAAGAGAAAGUUGUAAAUUAUCAUCAUGAUGUUGCUGUGGCACGUCAACGUAAACCUCACCAAUCAAGUCGUUACCAGAAACGUCAGAAAUUAGACCGUCCUUGCAAUGCUGGUGAAGAGGAAUGUGUUAUUAUAUAG
This is a messenger RNA of Paramuricea clavata, 2352 nucleotides long. Lineage: Eukaryota; Metazoa; Cnidaria; Anthozoa; Malacalcyonacea; Plexauridae. The record is from the annotation of a GenBank genome assembly.